Molecule: messenger RNA, 525 nt
Organism: Sphaeroforma arctica JP610
Lineage: Eukaryota; Ichthyosporea; Ichthyophonida
Exons: 3
Coding region: 1-525 (174 amino acids)
Molecular function (GO): glutaminyl-peptide cyclotransferase activity; zinc ion binding
Source: RefSeq, a predicted model, not a curated record
AUGGCCCGCGCGUGUGCGCGUACUGCGCGGCAGUACAUUAAUUCGGAGCCAACCUAUUGCACUAUGUCCAGUCCAGACGGGGAACUUCAGUCAAACGACGGCUCCGCGAACGGUACUAGCGGUAGCAAUUACACCGUCUUGCAGGGCAUUGAAGUCUUCAUGCUGCUCGACCUUAUCGGUGGCACUAGACCCACUUUCCACUCGUUCGAUCCCUCGACUGACUUCCUCUUCAUGCGCCUUAUUGACCUAGAGAAUAAACUGGGCAGUUUUCAGCAGUUGAGUGACACCGUGGGGCAUCCGUACUUCCAGCCGAUAUCGAAUUCGCUGAGCCGGCCUCAGAUAGGCGAUGACCACACACCCUUUGCCGAGAGGAACGUGCCCAUCGCGCACCUCAUCCAGUGGCCCUUCCCCAAGUUCUGGCACAAGCUGGAAGACAAUGAGAGCAUCAUAGACCCCGACGCAACAAUGGACAUGAUGCGUGUGCUGGCUGCCUUUCUGGCGGAGUACUUUCAUUUGUCUGUCUAA